Sugiyamaella lignohabitans is the source of this 327-nucleotide messenger RNA. Its product is annotated as carbohydrate binding domain protein. Lineage: Eukaryota; Fungi; Ascomycota; Dipodascomycetes; Dipodascales; Trichomonascaceae. The record is from RefSeq and is a predicted model, not a curated record. The coding region runs from base 1 to 327 and encodes 108 amino acids. The transcript has a single exon.
AUGUCUGAUGAACCCCCACCAGUAGAUAACCCCACUCCUGAAAAUCCUACCCCUGAGAAUCCUACCCCUGAGAAUCCCACUCCCGAGAACCCCACUCCCGAACCCAGUGAACCAGCCACUCCCGGAGAGCCAGGUGGCUCAGUCAUCAGCAACACCUGCCGAUGGGUUCACCGCCGACUUCACAACUGCCGUCUGAUGUACCAAAACUGGUGGGUAGGAGUCAACAUUUGGGACAUGAUUUUCCUGGAGAGUUACCGGGCCGAACGACGAGCUCGUCAUGCUCCUAUUGCCAAACCCACCGGAGUUCAUCUCCCAUUAGUAAACUAA